Molecule: messenger RNA, 915 nt
Organism: Penicillium odoratum
Lineage: Eukaryota; Fungi; Ascomycota; Eurotiomycetes; Eurotiales; Aspergillaceae
Exons: 2
Coding region: 1-915 (304 amino acids)
Source: RefSeq, a predicted model, not a curated record
AUGACAAAAGUAAUACUUGUCACCGGUGCCACUGGUAAGCAGGGCGGUAGCGUGAUAGAUGCAUUGCUGGAUCAGACUGGGGAUAUCGAGAUCCUAGCAUUGACCCGCAAUGCAAAUUCAGUCAGUGCCCAGAAGCUAUUGAAUAAGUCGGACAAGGUCAAGUUGGUGGAAGGAAACUUGGACCAACCCGAUGCCAUAUUUGAGAAUGCUCGGAAAGCGACGGACCUGCCAAUUUGGGGGGUUUUUAGCGUACUGGUCCCAAUCCCAGGUGGAAAGGAGGACCUCGAGGAGCGACAAGGUAAAGCCAUGGUUGACAUGGCUUUGAAGAACAAAGUGAAAUACUUUGUGUACACUUCGGUGGAUCGUGGUGGCGAAGCCUCAAUUGACAACCCAACAUUGGUGCCCCAUUUCAUCAACAAGCAUAACAUUGAACAUCACCUCAUGGAUAGUGCAAAGAAUACCGAGAUGAAUUGGACUAUUCUGCGCCCCACUGCCUUCAUUGACAAUCUUGUGCCGGACUUCUUUGGAAAGAUGUUCACUACUUCUUGGAAAAUUGCGGUGAAGGAAAAGCCAUUACAAGUCAUCGCUGUGAGUGAUAUUGGCUUUUUCGGGGCCCAAGCCUUCCUGAAACCCGAUAUCUAUAGAGGCAAGUGUGUCUCGCUGGCAGGAGACAGCCUUACAUACGAUGAAAUGGCUAGGAUUUUCAAAAAUAAGACUGGACAAGACGUACCAACGACUUUCGGGUUUUUAAGCCGCCUGUUGAUGUGGAUGAUGAAGGAUUUUGGCUACAUGUUUCAGUGGUUUUAUGAUUCAGGCUAUAAUGCCGACAUUCAAGCUCUAAGGAAAGUCCACCCCGGUCUGAAGGAUUUCAGUACUUGGUUGGAUACAGAAAGUGUCUUCACCACUACUAAAUGA